AUGUCGUUUUUUAAGGAUUUGUUAGAGAAUGUCUUACCAGUAGCAUAUGCUGACGAAGGAGAUGAUACCCAAGACGAGGUAGCUAACUCUGAGGCUCCAGAAGCUGAAAAGGAGGAUGCAGCAGAUGAGGAUGAAGACGACGACGACGAUGAGGAUGAAGACGAUGAAGAAGAAUCUCAGGACCCAUUGGAGAAGUUGAGUGAAGAGUGUAAGAAUACAGCUGCUUGUAAGCCAUUUGACCACCAUUUCGAAGAAUGUGUUGAGAGAGUUAAGAAAGAAAUGGAAGAGCCAGAUUACGCACACAAACACUAUAAGGAGGACUGUGUAGAGGAGUUUUUCCAUUUACAGCAUUGUAUCAAUGAUUGUGUUGCACCAAGGUUGUUUAGCAAAUUGAAGUGA
Messenger RNA from Lodderomyces oxycetoniae, 399 nucleotides. RefSeq names its product ubiquinol--cytochrome-c reductase subunit 6. Gene Ontology annotation, biological process: mitochondrial electron transport, ubiquinol to cytochrome c. The record is from RefSeq and is a predicted model, not a curated record. NCBI's taxonomy places the organism in Eukaryota, Fungi, Ascomycota, Pichiomycetes, Serinales, Debaryomycetaceae. The transcript is spliced from 2 exons. The coding region runs from base 1 to 399 and encodes 132 amino acids.